CACUGUUACAGGUGUCGACCCCACUAUGCAAUCAGAUACCGAGAAGACCCGGAUACGGCCCAAGAAGCCAGACAUGGCCCUGUAUGUUCCCAGAGCACUGCGUGAAAUUGCAAUCUCAAAACCCAGCACCUUGUUGACCACCAGAUGUGACGGAGGGGCGAGUCAUUGUCCACCCAGGAAGGAGAUCAUUAAAGAACCUAAAGCAAGGCCAAGUUCCAAAGCUGGGAGAGGCUCGCUUCAUAGAGAGCAGCGAGGAGUCCUCUCUCCCCAGGAAGAUGAAAGAACUACACCCAGAGACUGUAACCAUGUAUUCAACCAAAGCAUUUCAAGUCCAAAGAUACAGUACAGAGUGCAGCCACAGCCCCUACGUAAGCCCAAAAGGUUGCCUUUCCCUGGGUUCCUGGACCCGGCUCCAGCAUCACUGCCAAACACUGAAGUAGAGGCAUCUCUAGAGGACACCACUGUGCCCCCCACCAUCUUACUGGGGAGAAUGGCCAGCCUUCAAAUCCAGCAAGGUUUAACUAGUGUGGACUGCAGCAGGGAAGAAGAGCAGAUGUUUCCAUCAGCCAGGCAAGGGGCUUGCAGCACUGAGAUGGGCAAGCAGGCAGGAACAUUCUUCCUAGACCAGGUAGGGCAGAGUGAGCAUGUGCUGCAGUGUGCUAGUGAGAGGCUCUCAGAUCAGACAGAGAUGAGUGAAGAGAAUAUGCUGGCCAGGAAGGUGAAACAGCUGAGCAAAUGUGAUUUGGGACUAACUGGGGAAGGUGGGGAAGACACGUUUGGAAGCUCAGGCAGAGCAACCACAGGCAGCAGAGAGGCACAUCAGGAUAGUUCAUCAAAGUGUUCAGGUGAGAGAGUAUCUGAUGGAGCAGGCAGCGAUAAUAGCAUUUUAGGGCACAUUAACAAUACACCUAGCACAUGUGAAUGCAUAGGCAGCUGUGCUCAGAUAGAGGUGAAUGACAGUAGCAUGUUGGAAUGUGCUCCUGAGAGCAGCCCAGAUGAAUUAGGCCCAAAGGAAGUGAGUGUGGCUGAGGAGGCAAGUGGGAGCAUUCUGGCUCAAGCAGGAGUGAGUGAGUAUAGCACCCUACAGCAUGAAGAGAAAAGCACGAGUGGAAUAUGCAGUCAUGCAGCUGAAUAUGUGUCUGAUCAAAGCAUGGCUAAUGUACCUCAGGGCGUGGGUGACAGCAUCUUCGCCCAAACAGCAACAAGUAGCCUAGCAGUGAAUGCAGUCGAGCAACUCUCGGGUUGCUCAGAGGUGGCUGCAGGCUGUAACUGCUUAGAUGAGCCCUGUGGGAGGCUGGAUGAUCUGGCCAGUUGCACCGUCAAGGAGGGCGAACUGGGGCAGGUGUGUGGCCAUGAGAAGGGGGAUGGCUUCUCUCACCACACCCAUCAGUGCAAACCUUCUGAAUCUGAGGCUUCACUGACAGUAGGAGAGGGCAUAUUUUCUUUAGGAGUUCAAAAUUUGAAUGGGAAGCAAAAUCCUGAGGCAGGGGCUGCCAGUUGCUUACAGGAAUGUACCCCUAAGGAGAUGAUAUGCUUGCCAGCUGCAGAGGAUCCCAGGAGCACUCUGGACCAAGCAGAAGCUCCCUGGGGUGGGACCUUAUUGAAAGAUCCAGUCCAGAGAAAUGUGGACAUGAGGUUGCGGCAUCCAUCUGGAGACAGGGCGGAAGGGGAAGCCGAACCAAGUGUGCCAUCCGGCUGGGAGGAGCCCACUAGAACCAGUGUUGGUCCUGCAGGCCUCAGUGAGGAGGGCAGCAUGACAAAUGAGAGCUGGGAUUCUCUCUUCAAUGAUGAUGGUGAUUGCCUGGAUCCACGGUUGCUGGAGGGGCUGUCUGGCCAUGCCUCACCUCCCUCAGGAUUUCAGGAGCCACGCUUUGACUACUACCGCCACUCUCCAGCUGAUCUGGACCUGAGCGAGUCCAAAUAUCCACACGUCAUUGAGAUCUAUGACUUCCCACCAGAAUUCCGCACAGAAGACCUGCUGCGUGUUUUCUGCAGUUACCAGAAGAAAGGCUUUGACAUUAAAUGGGUUGAUGACACGCAUGCACUGGGUAUCUUCUCCAGCCCCUUUGCAGCUCAAGAUGCUCUCAGCACCAAGCACCUGAUAGCGAAAACCCGUCCACUAUCACAGGCCACUAGAGCUGCGAAGUCCAAGGCCCGGUCCUAUGCUGAAUUCCUGCAGCCAGCCAAAGAACGCCCUGAGACUUCAGCUGCUCUGGCCAGGAGGCUGGUGACAGGAGCCCUUGGUGUGCGGAGCAAGCAGAGCAAGGCAGAACGUGAAGCCGAGCGCCAGCAGUUACAGGCAGCCCGAGAGCGGAAGCGGCUGGAGGCCAAGCAGAGGGAAGAUGCUUGGGAAGGCCGUGAGUGAACUAACACGACGGUGAGGUGCAGAUGCAUGACCAGAGGUUACCCUCAGUGGUGCCGGAUUGGAUCUCCAGAUGGUCUGGGUCCUUCAACAGCAGAGAAUUUCUGCCAUUCCCUUUGGGAUGAGCAGCAAGGUGUAUGUCCUUGCUCACAGCCAAAAUGUGCUUUAGCAGGAAUGUGUGGCCUCAAGCAAAGAUCCCUCUAGGAUGUUUCUGUGGCCCCUGGCUAGUGGGGUUGGAGUGCUUCAGAUUGCUUCAACGUGAGUUUCCAUGUGGACAGCAGGCCCAAAGACCUGUGGCUUACCGAAGAGGUUGUGCGUUACAAAGCGCAAGUGCUGGAGCCUUCCUGGAUGCUGUGCCUGCCCACACUGUGAGCAUCGUAUGGAGUUUUCUGAGACUGUGCUGACUGAGUUGUGGCAGCUGUUUGAACAGACCAGCAAUAAUAGCUAAACGUUCAUUGUUGAAUUUUGCUAUUAAAGUACCUUUAUUUUACA
Molecule: messenger RNA, 2854 nt
Organism: Sphaerodactylus townsendi
Lineage: Eukaryota; Metazoa; Chordata; Lepidosauria; Squamata; Sphaerodactylidae
Gene: R3HCC1L
Product: R3H domain and coiled-coil containing 1 like
Exons: 6
Coding region: 26-2365 (779 amino acids)
Molecular function (GO): nucleic acid binding
Source: RefSeq, a predicted model, not a curated record